AGGGUGGAGGAGCCCAGUGGACCCACAGCAGUUCAGUUCUCCCAGCCUUCCUGCCCACUCUGAGAGCAGUACAAAGAGCAGCAGCUAGCCACAAUGGAUAUUGCCAUUCAACACCCCUGGUUCAGACGCGCCCUGGCCUCCCUCAACCCCAGCCGCCUCUUCGACCAGUUUUUCGGGGACGGUCUGUUUGAGUACGACCUUUUCCCUUAUGCCGCAUCUACCAUCAGCCCUUACUACAGGCAGUCCCUCUUCCGCAACUUCAUGGAAUCUGCCAACUCCGGCAUGUCUGAGGUGCGCUCUGACAGGGACAAGUUCACAAUUUAUCUGGAUGUGAAACACUUUUCCCCUGAUGACCUAAAUGUGAAGAUCAUUGAUGACUACGUGGAAAUCCAAGGCAAGCAUGGAGAAAGACAGGACGACCACGGCUACAUUUCCCGCGAGUUUCACCGCCGCUACCGGCUGCCCUCCAACAUGGACCAGUCUGGCAUCACCUGCUCGCUGUCCGCCGAUGGGAUCCUGACCUUCUGCGGGCCCAAAAUCUCCUCGGGGGCAGACUCCAGCCGCGGCGAUCGCAACAUCCCCGUGACCCGAGAGGAGAAGCCCACCUCCGCCGCUCCCUCUUAGGCGCGCGGGGAGAUGUCUGGGGGGACGGGGUUUGGGGUUCGAGGGUCCGGAGGUGUGGUGGGGUGGGGUGACGGUCCACUGCUAUCCCAAUUCCCCCCUCCUUGCUUCAACCCCCUUUCCUCUCUUACCCGACAGCCAUGGCGUAGGCGUCGGUGCAUAGCUAGUUACUCUUUCUGUAGAAGUUACUAUUGCAGUGAGGGUGGGUGGGUGGGGAACGAACGAGGGGAGCAAGCUGAGGCAGAACAGCAAAGAGAUGCAAAGAAAGCCGCGUGAGGCCACUAUCAAUACGUGUGCGUGAACUGGCCUGGCCCAUUUUACAUUUAACCCACAAAGAAAAAGACGCCUGAGACGUUAUCCUUAAUUACAAGGAAAGGGGAUACAGCGACGUUUCAGAGCAAAUGCACCGGUUACACGGACUGAUUCCUGACUGGCUGGGCAUGCGAUGAAACGUCUGAGGCCUAAGCGCGAGCCUGAUGAAGCGCAUAUUGAUGGAAGUCUGAGGGUGCUUACAAAAGACAGAUUCCGUCAAUGGGAUACGCUCCUGCAAACUCUCCCACUCAUGGGCUUUCCACUCCUCUGUUGAUCAUUUUUUCUUUCCUGUGCUGUAGCUUUCACCCUGUUAUAAUGAUAUCUGGCACAUCUUUGGAGAAGUCUGAUCAACAAAGAAAUAAAGUUGUAAAAUGAAA
This is a messenger RNA of Lepisosteus oculatus (spotted gar), 1310 nucleotides long. It is a transcript of the gene cryaa, whose product is annotated as crystallin, alpha A. Lineage: Eukaryota; Metazoa; Chordata; Actinopteri; Semionotiformes; Lepisosteidae. Gene Ontology annotation, cellular component: nucleus; cytoplasm. The record is from RefSeq and is a predicted model, not a curated record. Gene Ontology annotation, biological process: response to heat; negative regulation of apoptotic process; lens development in camera-type eye. Gene Ontology annotation, molecular function: structural constituent of eye lens.